Acanthochromis polyacanthus (spiny chromis) is the source of this 5061-nucleotide messenger RNA. RefSeq names its product adaptor related protein complex 1 associated regulatory protein (gene ap1ar). Gene Ontology annotation, molecular function: AP-1 adaptor complex binding. Gene Ontology annotation, biological process: negative regulation of substrate adhesion-dependent cell spreading; regulation of Arp2/3 complex-mediated actin nucleation; negative regulation of cell motility. The record is from RefSeq and is a predicted model, not a curated record. The transcript is spliced from 10 exons. Lineage: Eukaryota; Metazoa; Chordata; Actinopteri; Pomacentridae. Bases 238 to 1140 code for a protein of 300 amino acids.
UAUGCAAACUUCAGUUCACUACUGUACAUGUUGGGUUUGGAAGUGGACAGCAGCGGGCGGUGUUUCAUUUUCACCACUGUCUGCUCUGCUGUGAUCACAGAGGAAGCAGCAGGAUGAGGAAGUGUCGGGACCCGGGACCACGACUGACUGACUGGAAGAUGUAGCUUCCUCCACUGAAGCACCAGCAGCUGGCAGGAGUUUACCGGCUGGUAGCUAACAGCGGUAUUUGACAAUGCGAUGGGUAACUGCUGGGCUUUCUGCGUGGGGCUCUUCAGGAGAGAAGCCAGCAGGAUCCAGAGAGGUGGCGGGUCUAAAUACUUCCGCAGCAGCACCACAGGGGAGCAUUACACCAUCGAGUUUGAAAAUCUGGUAGAAAGUGAUGAGGCUGAGAGCCCACAGCCCUGCCCGAGGCCCAUCAGUGAAGAUGAGAUCAAACACCUCAGAGAGCAUCGCUACGCUGCCAUCUCAGACAAGCAGAUCCUCAUAGACCAAAAGCUACAAGCCGAGUUAGAGGCACAAGAGGAGAAGUUAAGGCUAGAAGAGGAGGCUAGAAAUGCUGCCCAGCGUGAGGCUGCCAGGCUGGCACGUGAACGCAAACUGAAGGAGCAGCUGCCUGCCCAGAGGACACGGGGGAGAGCAGAUGGCUCAGGCGGUGAAAGCCAGCAAAAAAAACAAACCUCGGGGGAGGAUUUUGAUGCCUACCUCCAGAAUGUUAAAGCGCAGUCUGAGGCGUUCAGGAGCAACAGACUUCCCUCAGACACAAACGUUGUGACUCCCAACACAGAGUGCAGCUGGGAUUUCACCACCAAGACUCGCUCCACCAAUGAUGACGGGACGUCGCUGGAUCUGGAGUGGGAGGAUGAGGAAGGAAUCAAUCGUGCACUUCCAGUCUGGGAGAGGUCUCGGACGGAGGAGGACAUCUUGCGUGCAGCCCUGAGGCCCGGCAGCAAGCAGAUGACCAGCGGCCCGCCCUCGGCCUCUGAGGACUCCAACGCGCUGGAGUGGGAGAAUGAUUUUGUGAGUACCCACCCAGAGGACGGUGCAGACGCAGAGUUUGAAGGGUUUGUCAAUCCCGUCCUAGACACUCCCUCCGAGGACGCCUCGGACUGUGGACUCAGAUCGGACAACCAGGACAGAUAGUGUCCAGCACCAAAGGAGACGUUUGUGGCAGCCUCGUCGUGUUUAAAGCUCACCAGCUUUUUGCCUCAUGAAGCGGAAAUGUACUUAGACGCUCUUCAUUUUCUGUAAUGAGACUGUGAUGCUGCGGGAAUGUGUUGUGUUUCUCUUCACUACUGGUGUAGUGAGGUUUUUAUCAAACACUCAUUUUUUUCAGUGCCUUCAUUUGCUAAAUUAGCCCACCAUCUUGUGCAUUGUAACUGAUUAAUUACAUACAUUUUACACGUUGUUCAAUAAGUGCUUAUUUUCAAUGCACAGUAUCCGGAUGGUGGAACCAAUAUGUUGCCAAGUUGAUCUGAAGUUAAUGAUGGAUGAUGUUUAUUUUACUCACCGAUGGAAUUAGACAGAAGUCACUAUUAUUGUGAAAUUGGUCAUGAUCUACUUUAAAAUCCCAGGAGGAAUAAUUCUUUUUUCUUUGUUAGUUUUUUUUACUCUUUUAGCAGACAAAGCAGUGCCUGGGGACCAAAUGCAGCUCUGAGACAAGUUUGGAGGUUUCCUUCGUGUCUUUUUUCAGGGCUAGACGACUAACUAGAGCCUGACUGAUAUCUCGAUACCGGCCUAUCACAGAUACAUCACUGUCUGUGUGUUGUUUGAAACUUUUCUUUACGGUACAAAGUGCAGAAAAUGGUGGCGUACUUUAGAAAUGGUGUUAUUACACAGUUUGUCGAGCAGAGUGCGCUCCACCUCCACCAUUUACAAUCCUCUCAGCACUGUGCAGCACAUGUAGCAGAGCUGAACUGAUGGUGCAGAGUGAAGAAGUGUUUUCAUGGCAAACUGCUAACUUGUUUGCUGGAGAAUUAAUCAUCAUAUAAUUUGCUAUAAAAUGAAUCUAAUUAAUUAAAGGCUUUUAAAUUAAUUGCAUUAAUCGCAUUUUUGUCAAACAGCAAUAUUUGACAGAAUAAGCAAAGUUUUUGGAUUUCAAUACAUUUUGGUUGAUGACUGAAUCAAUUAAUAGACAUACAAGAACUUAAAUCACAAAAAUGUUUAUUUCAUUUAUCUGUCUAUUACAUUCACAGAUUGCGGCAAAAUCAAAGUGCAAUUAUCAUGAUUAAAUUCAGCAUUUUAAGACUUUUUGUAAACUCAAGCACUUUCAAAGUCUUGAAAAGUAGUGUAUUGUGGGCUGGCUUACACCGUCCUAAGGUAUAGUGUGAGCUCAUUUGCAUAAAGUAGUUUCAUUUAUGCAAAUGAUGUGCGAGGAUCACAGGUUCAGUGCAUCGUGAAACUUUUGUUAAACGUCUAAACCAGCCGUCAGUGAACUAAAACGAGGACAGAUUCACGUUAUUUCUCACAUCAGAUGCUUUCAGAAAUACUUUUUGCUGAACAGUUUUCGGCAUAAAAGAGAAAGUUUGCGACCAAGCCGCCAUGCUGGUCCGACGUUUCUGCGGCUGAAUCCCAAACCGCCCCCUACACACUACCCCUACACACCCCCCCCCGUUGCGCGUUCCCGCGGAGGGUCCUCCAUAUUAAGGGCCGUCCCAAACCACGAAGUGCGGAGGGAGAGUGGACUGUUCAGCCCUUAAAUAACGAGUCUGCAUCGAUGCUCACUCUGGACAACUUUUUCAGGAAGUGCAACGUCGAAAUGGAGGAGGAAACAAACAUAUUGAUGUGAGUUCCACAUGCGUCCAUUAUUUCUCCCACGCAUUUUUCACACUGACAGAACAUCACAAAAAGAGUGGUGUAAAAAGGUAAAUCAAAAGAAACAAAUCUUCUUCUCUGCUGACGUUUGAUUUAAUUGUGCACCCCCUGACACCUUAAAAUUUGAACACAACUGACAGAAUUCAUUUAUUCAUUUAUUCAUUUGUUGGAUUUGAAAUGCCAGAUAAUAGGAUUGGAAAACAUGUGAGUGAAAAAAAGUGGGAUGCUUUCGUCUUCUGGAAGCAGCAGCGAUCCUUGUUAGUUGCAACCUGUGCCACAGCGCUACAGCCAUGCACAGUAGGCGUCUUUGUGUUACCAUGGCGAUGACGUCUUCCAUUUUCCGGUGAGGCGACAGGGCGUCCCAUUCCUGACGAUCGUAUUUAUACCCUCCCCCUUCCAUAAUAGGUGCCCUCCACAGCUGCGAGUGUGACUUCUUUUGGAGUGACACUCAGUAGUGUAGGGGGAGUGUGUAGGGGGCGGUUUGGGAUUCAGCCUGCGUCUGUGUAUCUUCUUCACGGCAGGCAAACAGACUUUAGGCUAAUUACCGCCACCUACUGGGCUGAAGUGUUCAUCAGAGUUACCAGUAUGCCAGACAUUAGGGAACUGAGAAAAUACAUUAUUUUUUCUGUAAUUAAUUAAUCAUAACUAACACAUUAAAGUCCCAGCCCUAGUUGUCACCCUAAUAUAUAUUUAAAGAAUAUCAGCUGAUACACCGAUACCAAAACAUUGUUUACUCCCUAAAAUUGGUAUCAACAUUGGCCCUUAAAAUCAGGUACCGUUCAGGCUCUAGAAAUAACCCACAAAAGCACAAAACUACAGAUGCUUUGCCCUACAUUUGUUGCCCUUUGAUUUUUAUUUGAUGCACGAUGACAAAAGAGGAACUGAUUUCUAUUUCCAGACAUUUUGAUGAAUGUUACAGCCUCUGUAUUUACAUUUGGUGCAAAGACAGGACCCAGGACCGUUUCCUGACUUGUUUGAGGUUUUGAAUUGUUGUUACAAGUUACAAAAUACCAUCUCUGUCAUACCUGUAUGUCAGUUUUGCUGCUUGUUGGGCAGCGAGCGCUGAUAAACUGCACAUCAGCCAGCAGCAAACAAAGGCAUGCGUUUUACAAUAUGUCAUCGGUGCAUGUACUCUGAUGAGAAAGCCGUGCUCACUGCAGCGACCUCAUAAAUCUGUUUUCUUGUAUGUGGAGGCUUCAUAUGGUGCAGUGUAAUAUGGGCAACAUGGGACCCAUCAAAUGACAAAUACAUAUCACUCAAACUGGUAUUUUCUUAUAUUUUAAUUGAUCGACAAGUAUGAGAAAUCCAGGUUCAAAACAGCUUUGAUUUAAUGUGUCAACGUGGAAAAACAAAAGCAAGCAGCUGGAGCAUGAAAGCUUUUGCAGUGACUUAUCUCAUAUAAUGUGAGAUUGGAGAAAAACUGAGCUUUAGAAAAAUAUUGGGUUGUUAAUGUGAAUAUUUUCUCUAAAAUCCAGUGAAAUCAUUGCAGAAAAUACAACAUAACAGGAGAUAACCUUCAUCUAAACAGAAGUUACUCUGCUGUUUAGCAGCUACAAAAUGAGACAUUGCCAUUUUGUUUGGCAUUUGUUCAGGAGACAAAUCAUUUCUGAGUGUAUUAAAUAUGCAUUUAAUCUGCUAUUAAAUACAAACCAGUUGAUCUGAGCUGAAAACAUUCAUAAAUCUUAAUGCAAUUGUAAACUGCACAUGAUGAAAGCAGUAUUUUUGGAGUGUCUGAGGCUGGAUUGAGAAGAUCAGGAUGGCCAAACAAGCAAACACGACUCUAAUGUAAAAUAUGAUUUAUCUGAUGCUGCUGUACCAAGGAAUCCACUGUACACAUCAUUUUUAUAUCCUGAUCGUUUUUCACACUGAUCGUUUAAUUUAAAUCAAAAGUAGUUCACUGGUUCACUGCACUGUGUGGAUGUUCAAUUAAUUUUUGUUUAUCAGUUCUUAGAAAACUGAAAUGAUUCACUGGUGUGAAGAGGAAAAAGAUGUGCACUAUUGUCCAAGUGUGUAGACGAGGCACUAGUUGAUUUGCAGAGAUUUUACUUAAUAUUUGAAUACAUAGCAGUUUGUUUUUUAACAUGUCAAUGUUAUGUUUUGCUAUGAAUUUAUGAUCUUUGAUUAAUCACUGUAAAUUUAUGUAAAGACAAUUUCACAUUCCUUGUCACACUGAGCUUAUGAGAAAAAAAACAAAAAAUAGAAAAAAAUCUCCUGCCUUUACUGUAGUGAAAUAAACACAGCUGGACUUUC